This is a messenger RNA of Drosophila biarmipes, 1648 nucleotides long. RefSeq lists its product as uncharacterized. The record is from RefSeq and is a predicted model, not a curated record. The transcript has 2 exons. NCBI's taxonomy places the organism in Eukaryota, Metazoa, Arthropoda, Insecta, Diptera, Drosophilidae. The coding region runs from base 127 to 1440 and encodes 437 amino acids.
GCCCAGAGGCUGACCAUUGCAAAAAGCAAAACAAAACAAAAACCAAAGUAAUUGAUGGAUGUGUAGUUGUAUAUUUAAGUCGGGGCAAAUUCUAGUAACAUCCUGCUCGCUUGCUGAAUAGGCGGCAUGGAAAUCGAGAACGACCAGUCCUACCAGGACUUCUUCGACAAGCUGCGCAGUGACUCCGGGCCGCGGAACCUGCGCCAGAUCUUCGAGGACGACGACCGUCCUCUGGAGAGCGAAUCCGCCAGCUUGCGCUAUCAGCCGGGCGGCUCCAAGAAGCCGCAGGGCGCCAAAAAGCCGGUGGUCACCAGGAGCAGCACCCUGGACGCGGGAGAGUCUCCCACGGCCUGCUGGAACACGGUGAUCGCCAAGGUGGUGCACGCCUAUCAAGAUGCCGCCAACCUGGGUCGCGUGGGCCUGGCCCUGUCGAUUCUGGGCGAGAUGGAGGCCGCCAAGCUGAUUGUCUACAAGAGCAAAAACCAGGUGCUGACCACCCUGCAGCUGAAGCCCCACGGCGGCCAGGUCAUCCUGCGGCAGUCCUACCUGCAGUUCUACGAUGAGCAAAAAAGCUGCUGGAGCCUGCGGUUCGACAAGCAGCCGGACGAGCACGAGUUCGUGCGAUUUAUGGUGAAGAACGAACUGCCAGUGGAGCACUUUCUCAACCAGGAUUCCUCCUCUGAGGCGUUGUCAAAGAAAUCCCCGAGUGCCAGGGCUAAGGAGACGUCGGCCACCCCUCCGCAGCCGCAACCACGCUCACGCGUGGGGAUUCCCAGUCUGGAGAAGCUGGAGGAUGAGGAGCCCGAACAGGAGCCAAUCCCUCCCAGCGAGGAUGUGAUAGUCACGCCACUGCCGCGACCCAUAGGCUCAUCAAAUACUCACAGGAAGCCCAGCUCACACUCCCUGGCAGUGGCCACCGCUGGACAAACAAGCGAUUCCCCGCUGGCUGUGAAGACCCUGGACAAAUACCUGGACGAACAGCGGGCUUCGGGUCUGCUGAUGGAGCACAAGAUGGACGCCAUCCUGCAGGCCAUGAAUCGCAUGGGCAAGGCGGCAGCGCCCGUUGAGUCGGCACCUAGUGAGCCGCGGCUCGAACGCGACAGCGAGGACGAGAUGCUGGAGCUGGAGCAGAAGCUGCUCAACUUCAAGCGGGAGAACCGAGCCCUGACGCGGAACCUUAAGGCGCGCGAACAGGCCCUGGAGGACCUGCGCUGCUCCGCCUGCGCCCUGUGCGAGGAACUGCUGGUGCAGAACAGCGAUCUCAAGGAGCAGAAUGCCCAGCUCCUGGCCAGCCAAGGUCACCCCGGCGCGGCUGCGGCCUGUCACUACUGCGAGCAGUCUUCCAGGCAAAUAGCCAAGAUGCAGCGGCACAUCGCCGCGCUGCAGGAAGCCCUGCGGAUCUUCCAGAAGUCGGGCGACUCCAGCUCGGGUCGCUUAUAGUAGCUGCCUAGAUGUGUUUUGUAUGAUUACCCAAGAAUGUAUUAAAUUGUUUGUAAGGACUCGCGACAUACCCUUAAACAAGAGCCAGACACUACCAGUAGCCUUCAAUAAAAGCCUUUGGGACGAGACACUGGCCCCAUAUAGCGCUCUUUUCCAAGCUACUCGUUGAAUUCACGUAUGUGGAAGUAAAUACAUGUUCGACACAACA